AUGUCCCCCCAAGACGCCCAAGACGACGAAGAUGACUACAUGAACAUGACCUUCCAAGACGCUCCCCCCACCACAGAAUCCUCCGUCCAGCGCGCCGAGCGCCUCAAACGAGAAUCUCGCGCCCGCGGCAUCAUCAAGUCCAAGGCACAGCUCGCACAGGAAGAAGCCGCCGCAAGAGAAAAAGCGCUGGCAACGUCCCUGCUCGAGGAUGCGCGCGCCAAGAAGAGCAAGGGCCUUGCCAUGAUGGCCAAGAUGGGCUUCAAGGGAGGCGGUCUGGGGAAGAAGACGGAAGACGGACAGGGCUCGGGCAAGACGGAGCCUAUCAGGAUUAGCAUGAAGGAGGAUCGGGGCGGUAUUGGGAUGGAGAGCGAGAAGAAGAGGAAGCUUCAGGAAGCUGCCGAGGAGCGGGAUGUCAAGGCCGUCAAGAUUGAUCCGUUGGAGUAUCGCGAGAGGAUGAGGGCGGAAAGGGAGGAUGCGAGGCUGGAAGCACAGCUGCGUGCUGCGCAGCGGACGGCAGAGAGGCUAGAUGAGGAAAAGACGAGCACAGAGCUGAGCCAGAAAUAUCCUCCCCCUUCUUCUUCUCCAUCUUCGGAAGAAGAAGCGUCAAAGUCGAAGUCAAAGCCAAAGCCCAAGACAGGAUCUUCUAGGCCACUCAAGUCCGUCCCAGUGCUUUAUCGUGGCUUAGUCCGUCAUCGCGAGGAAAAGGAGCGUGAGCGACGGAUGAGGCGCGAAUUGGACGAAUCUCUUUCGCGGUUACCUACGUAUGAGACUAGCGAUGAGGAUGAUGACGAUAAGAUGGCUAUGGGAAAGGAUGUUACCUUUGCUCUUGCGGAUGAUUCGGAUGAGGAAGAUGAAGAGCUGCAGGAGUUUGAGGCUCUCGAUCUCAAGACGAGACUGGCGCGUCUUGUCAUGUACCUGCGAGAAAAGCACCGGUAUUGUUUCUGGUGCAAGAUGGCGUAUCCAGAUGAUGAAAUGGACGGGUGUCCUGGAAUUACAGAGGAGGAUCACGAUUAG
Trichoderma reesei QM6a is the source of this 1014-nucleotide messenger RNA. RefSeq lists its product as uncharacterized. The record is from RefSeq and is a predicted model, not a curated record. The transcript has a single exon. NCBI's taxonomy places the organism in Eukaryota, Fungi, Ascomycota, Sordariomycetes, Hypocreales, Hypocreaceae. Gene Ontology annotation, molecular function: nucleic acid binding. Gene Ontology annotation, cellular component: kinetochore. The coding region runs from base 1 to 1014 and encodes 337 amino acids.